AUGUCCGACGCAGCUCCCGCGCCUAGGGGCUCGGACGACGCUCGUCAGGCUGGGCCCUCAGGCACUUCGAGCCAGAUCGACAACGGCGCGCAGAACGUGGCUGCUUCUUCGACGUCCGCCUCGCAUCAGCACGAAGACAUCGACUCAGCCUCUCUUGACCUCGGCCAGCCAGCGCUACCGCCUGCUGCUUUGCUACCAGCAGAUGUGCCUCCUCUACCAAGGAGACCAGCUAAUCGUCAGGAUGCCCUCAUGGACGACGCCUUGCGCUCUCUGCCACCCGCUGCAGAGCGCACCAUUCAACGCCAACGGCCCCCUGCUACCGUACGCUCCAUGUUCAACACUUCCAUCUUCAGUGCUGGCUCUUCAUCCUCACAAGCCGGUCCCUCCUCCUUCGCCUAUCCUCCACCACCUCCAACAGCUUCGACCUCAUUCCAUCGCACAGCCACCUCAGCCAGUGCCAAAAGCGCCGCAUCGAUAGGCAGCAACUCUCAGGACUCAAAUCAUCGUUCCAGAUCCAAUCCGCUCAAAGCCGCCUUCAGCAGAGUUGCCAGCUUCGCUGCCCCUUCUAGUCCAUCACCAAACAUCGCGCCAUCUUCGCCCAGGACUAGAAUUCGACCUUCUCCCGUGUUCGAACUCUCUUCGGUUCAGAGAACCAAAGAAGCACGAAGAGCCGCUCGACGAGAGGCGAGAAGGCUCGAGAAGCUAGCACGCCAGGAGCGGGAUGCCGAGCUUGACUUUGCCGAUGACGAACAAGAGCGAGCCGGCUCGCACAUGCCUCGUACAUCUCCACGAGCCGCGCAGCUUGGCGACGAGAUUGUAGAGCUUCCAGCCGAGCCUCCCUUGGACGUACCAGAAGCAAAUGCUCCCACCGCAUCGGCACUUGCCAUGGCUUCCAAAGUGGGUCGCAAGCCCAAACGCAGACUUCAAUUCGCUCCAGAUCAAAGACGCGUCCGCAAGGUCGAUCUGCCUCCCAGCUUCGAGGUUGAGGACACGUAUCGAAAUCUGGACGACUACGUCACAGCAUCUCGAGAGCGCCGUAGAACUCAACGUGGACGUCGCAGCGCCAAAGGAUCGCGCAGGGCUCGCUCACGACGCGGCUCUCGCAGCAGUCGUGCAAGUCGCAGCUCCGCCCGCAGUAGCGCAGGGUCCAGUAGCUCGAGCAGCUCUUCAUCUUCGUCAUCAUCCUCUUCGUCUUCCAGCGGCUCCUCCAGCUCUUCAAGCUCGGGUAGAGGUAUCACUAUUGCACGCCUGCGAGCCUUCUUUGGUGACAGCUCCAGCUCUUCCUCUAGCUCCGAUUCCGACGAUUCGUCCUCCGGCUCCUCUUCGUCAUCCUCGUCUUCAAACUCAUCCAGCAGCAAAUCAUCAACUACAAGCGGCGCACGCUCACGACGCUCUUCAGCACGUCGUCUCUCCUUUUCAAAUGUGCGCGGCAAGUCCCGCCGCAGCGCCAAAGCUCGUUCACGCGCCGAUCAGUCCGAAGCUAGCGAUAUACCCGGUUCACCAGUCUCGAGUCGCAAAGGUCCUUUGACGCCCUACUUUGCCCCCUUGACCGACUUCCCGCGCGGCAAAAAGGCUGCAGAGAAGCGUCAGAUCAAAAAGGCAAGGCAGGCCGCCAAGCGCGCAAAGAAGCGCGAAGCCCAGCUCAUUCGACAAGGUCGAUUGCCGCCCAAGCCCAGUCGAAGUGCUCGUGCCAAGGCUAUGCGAGCCAAGGAGCUAGCCGGUGGAGUGACACAGUAUCAACUAUUCACGCCGAUGAAGCUCCCCAUGGAUCUGGACUGCACCACGCUGUCCACCUUGGAAGCCACCCCGGAUCCACAGCAGGGCACUUCUGUCGUACUCAAGAGGACCAUGAGGACGCAGACUUGGGUUCAGGUCCGCAAUCAGCUCUACGUCAUGCGAAACUACCUUCGACAGGCCGAUGUGCAAGGCGGCGACAUGGGUCUUGCUCCCGAAGCAGCGUACCCAACGCUCCAUCGACACCAUCGCCACGCCGCCAAAGCUGCAGUCGAGAAAGCCCACCAUCGAAACAAGACCGCUCAUGAGAAGGAUGGAAAGACGUCCCAUCAUCACCGAAAGACUCCCGUUCCCGAGCCAGUUACGAAAGCACCCGAAGAAGAUGAGCUCGACCUUUUCGACGGUGACCUGGCUCUUCCUCCACCUGCCUUGGAAUUGCCCGAUGACAUGGAAGAGCACGACCUCGUCGGAAGGGGCAGCGAUCUCAGGCAUGCGUCUUCCUCUCCAAAGCACUCGUCACCGGGCGGCCAACAACCGUCUUACAUGGAUUACCAUCACAACCUUCCAGCCGACCAAGAAGAGGAAACGCGCACAGGCCGACAUCUGUCCGACAUCCCACUCAGCCCGAACUAUACCACAGCUUUCGGCAGAGAUUUUGGUCGCACUCCACGGAUCUUUUCGCAGCUGCGAGCCUCUGGAAAGAAGCGCGCUGGGAAGGACAGCGCUUCCGCCCCUCUGACCUCGGAUCCUCCGUCGGCUGGGAAAGAGGGCAGUCAAAACAGCACGACAAAAACGCCAUCGGAUGGCGACCCGAGCAAAGCGACCGCAGCGACGACCGCAGCGGAAGAUGAAGGCGCAUGGUGGCUUCACGUCCACUGCCCUACCUACAAAGACAUGCACGAGAUCUCCAAGCUCUUUCCCAUGCAUCCGCUCACAGUCGAAGAUGUGCUGCAGCAGGACCCGCGCGAAAAGGUCGACGUCUUUGAUCGACUUGGCUACUACUUUGUCGUCAUUCGAGCCAUCGAUGAGCGAUACUUCCGAUAUACGUCGACAAGCAUCAAAGGCUCACCUGGCUCACCGAGUUUCACCGGGUCUGGAUCUUCCAGUGCUACCGUCCACGGCGAGGCUGAGGCAAAGACGAAGAACGGCGAAGACAACGGACAAGACACCAAGUCUGAAAGCUUGGAGCUGCGUGACCUCGCUGACAAGACCGCGACGAGCCCUGAGGACGGACACUCGAACAAACACCAGGACGGCGGACAUAACGCACGUCUCGCAGCCCCAGCACGGCUUGGUAAAGGUCGCGUCGAGAUCGUCGAGGGUAUCGGCGGCAAAGAGGGUCUCGAGGGCGUCAGUGUUGGUGGCAACAAUCUCUACCUUCUCGUCUUUUCGCACGGCGUCAUCUCAUUCGCCUUCGAAGACGUCAGCAAGCACAUCGAUCGCGUCGCCGCCCGUCUCUUGGAGAUCACGCGUCCCGUCGAGCUGACAGCCGACUGGAUCGCGCACGAUCUCUACGACUCGGUGGUCGACGCCUUCUUCCCGCUCAUCUCGUUUGUGCAGUCGGAAGUCGUCGAGGUAGAAGAUUUGGCGAGCGUGCCGGUCAGCAGCUCGACCAGCCGCAAGAAAAAGACCAGCUUCGCGCCCAAGCAGCGACGUCAACGAGCGUUGCUCGGCUCCAAUCCUCAGGGCCGACUCAUCAGUGUCGAGCCUGUCUCAGCCAUGUCGUCACCCACGGUGUCUGAGGUGGAGAAGCGGACGCCGAUGCUGGAAGUGCGUCGACUCAAGACGAUCCGUGCGUUGCGACCGCUGCCGAUCCUGCCUCUGGGCGACGGAAUUCUCAAUCGCCUCCCCGACUUCCUCGUCAAGCAAAAGCAAAAAGUGACCAUCUCACGCCUACCCGAGUGGGAGUUCAAAGACACGCUCGAGGCCGAGAUGCGACGUACGGCAGCCGAGAUCGACGAGGCGAGCAACUCCGUGUUCGACACGCAGGCCGCCGCAGACCAGAGCAUCAUGCUGCACCGCAUUGCCGACACGCGCAAGAUCGUCACUGGUCUUUCGCGUCUGCUCGGACCCAAGAACGACGCGGUCAAGGGUCUUCGAAAACGACUUGCCGACAUGCAGCAGCUGCAGCGGCGAGAAGAAGCGUUGAUUGGCGGCAACUCGCGCAGCACCCUCGCCCGAACCGAGGUGAGCAUGUACAUGUCCGAUGUGCACGACCACAUCAUCUCGAUGCUCAACCAGCUCAAUUCGGGCGAAGGCCGCUUGUCCGAGAUCCACCACACCUACCUCGCUCAGAUCACCAUCGAGAACAGAAAGUUCCGGCAGGGGGCGGAUACGGCGAUCCUGACGCUCGCGAGCGUCGCGACGACCGUACUGAUCAUCGUGUUCAUCACGUCGAUCUUUUCGCUCAAUGUGGCGCGACCGGGGAACGAGCUGGAGAGCGAUCAGCACGCGUGGUUUGGCGGCAUCGUCUUUGUCGCCGUCUGCGUGCCGUUUGUGCUGUGGAGGUACGUCAAGUGGCUGUACAAGGAGAGCAAGAGCCGUGUUGCCCGGGUCAAGGCGGCUCGUUGA
Kalmanozyma brasiliensis GHG001 is the source of this 4305-nucleotide messenger RNA. RefSeq names its product Mg2+ transporter protein, CorA-like/Zinc transport protein ZntB. Gene Ontology annotation, cellular component: plasma membrane. Bases 1 to 4305 code for a protein of 1434 amino acids. The record is from RefSeq and is a predicted model, not a curated record. NCBI's taxonomy places the organism in Eukaryota, Fungi, Basidiomycota, Ustilaginomycetes, Ustilaginales. Gene Ontology annotation, molecular function: magnesium ion transmembrane transporter activity. The transcript has a single exon. Gene Ontology annotation, biological process: intracellular magnesium ion homeostasis; magnesium ion transmembrane transport.